AUGGCGAAUCUUCGGGCUGCUGGGCCUUUGCAGUGGUUUACCCUGCUCAUCAUGAUCUUAACGGCCUCUGCCGCUAUCACACUUGACGACAUCCAACCCAUCACCUCCCUGUCAGUUUCUCGCAACUGCCUCCUCACUUACCGAAAACCUCUCCAAGGCUGUAACUCGGAUGACUUCGAUGGAAAUGACUGCUCUAGGAGCUGUGCGCAGGGCGUCCUCCGGAUUGAGGAUCUCCUCCAACUCUCUUGCCGCGAUGACACCGCCUCUACAAACUCGCUUCUCGCAAUGGCAUUGGGAGACCAGCUGCUCGAUUUCUUGUGCCCGGACGAGCCUCAGAUCAUACCCACUUCUUUCACCUCCGAGGGUACAACAUCGACACUCUCUUCGGUCCAGCCAGAGAUGACGACUACAGCUAAGGCUUGGCCCACACUUACCAUGAGAACCUCGACAACGGAAAGACUUACCGAGUCAACAACGUCUGAAGGUUCCGUGCCCUCGGAAGGUGGAAAAUCGCCCAAUGCCCCUGAACCGACUGUGACAUCGGAGUCCGAGUACGAUUCUACAACUAUACCACUCUCACCAACCACGGAGUCACCCCUUCAUACAACAAGUGAUGCCGUGACCGGUACAACUACAAGCUCCGUCCGGACAACUAUCGGAAGCCGUCCGAUAAGGGGCGGUGGCGGAAGUCCUUAUGACCUUCCUGCUGGUGUUAGAAGUGGUCAGCAAAGGCUCUCCAUGUCGGGAUUUAAAGCUGCCUUUGGCACUCUAUUCCUUGGAGCGCUGUAUCUAUAG
Neurospora tetrasperma FGSC 2508 is the source of this 795-nucleotide messenger RNA. RefSeq lists its product as uncharacterized. The record is from RefSeq and is a predicted model, not a curated record. The coding region runs from base 1 to 795 and encodes 264 amino acids. NCBI's taxonomy places the organism in Eukaryota, Fungi, Ascomycota, Sordariomycetes, Sordariales, Sordariaceae. The transcript has a single exon.